Vicia villosa (hairy vetch) is the source of this 1656-nucleotide messenger RNA. RefSeq lists its product as uncharacterized. The transcript has a single exon. NCBI's taxonomy places the organism in Eukaryota, Viridiplantae, Streptophyta, Magnoliopsida, Fabales, Fabaceae. The record is from RefSeq and is a predicted model, not a curated record. Bases 1 to 1656 code for a protein of 551 amino acids.
AUGAUUGAUAUGAGUUGGAUCGACAAACCCAUAAAAUCAAAAGAGUUUAAAGACGGAGUAGUCCAAUUUUUGGACUUUGCCUUUUCCAACGCAGCAAUCAAUGGACAAAUAUUGUGUCCUUGUAUUACAUGCGGAUUUAAUCACUCGGGUAAUAGAGUUGAAGUGUUUACUCAUCUCCUUCGAAAGGGAUUUCCUAGCAAGUACACAUUUUGGAACAUGCAUGGGGAAAAAGAAGUUCAACCCAAUGUUCAAUCAGCAGACCAAGUAGAUGCACCCCCAACUAGACAACAUCCCAUGCAAGAUAUGUUAAAUGAUGUCUUUGGAGUGGUAUUUGAUCAAGGAGUUCAAGACUCAGGGCCAUCAAAUAUUCCUAAUAGCGAGCACCCAAUGAUUUCAGAGGAUAUGAGUAAUGAAGAUUUGAACAAAGUUAAGGAGUUGAUGGAAGAUGGGAAUCAAGAACUCUAUCUUGGAUGCACAAAAUAUAGCAAACUAUCGUUCAUUGUUCGUCUCUACCAUAUAAAAAUUUUAUGUGGUGCAACAGAUAAAACAUUUUCGAUGAUUAUUGAGCUUCUAAAUGAUGUAUUUCCCCAUGCUAAACUACCGGCAUCUUUCUAUGAAGCAAAAAAGAUGAUCAAGAGGAUAGGUUUGAGUUACAAUAAGAUACAUGCUUGUCCAAAUCAUUGCAUGUUGUAUUGGGGAUCACUAGAGGAUGAGAAAAGAGAUAAAUGUAAAAUAUGUACUACAUCUAGAUGGAAGUUAGAUGAAAAUAAUAGUUCUUCAAAUGACGUGAUGGAAGCUACAAAAAAGAAACAGAAACCGGCAAAAAUAUUGCGACAUUUCCCACUUAUUCCAAGGUUGCAGAGGUUGUACACGUCUUCUAAAACUGCAGAGUUAUUGAAAUGGCAUGCUAUGGUGGCAAAUCCUGAUGGGUUAUUAAGGCAUCCUAGAGAUAGUAAAGCAUGGAAAGAGUUUGAUUCCUUUUAUCCAGAAUUCUCUUUAGAUCCUCGUAAUGUUCGACUCGCAUUAGCUACCGAUGGUUUCAAUCCAUUUGGAACUUUAAGUUCUUCUAAUAGCAUCUGGCCUGUGAUGUUGUAUCUUUAUAACUAUCCACCAUGGUAUUGUAUGAAGCCCACUUCUCUUAUCAUGUCAAUGAUAAUCCCUGGACCUAAGAUGCCUGGAAACAAAAUUGAUGUUUACUUGCAGCCUCUAGUUGCGGAGUUAAAUCAAUUAUGGAUCGGUGUUGAUGCUUAUGAUAUCUCAACUAAAGAAAUGUUUCAAAUGCGAGCUGCAUUGUUUUGUACAAUUAGUGACUUUCCUGGUCUUGAUAACUUAUCUGGGUGGAAUACACACACAUUGCUUGCUUGUCCAUCUUGUAUGUUUGAUACAAAAUCUAAAAGGCUGAGAUUUGGUAAGAAAAAUUGUUUCAUGGGUCACCGCCAAUAUUUACCCCCUGAUCAUAAGUAUAGGUGCAAUACAAAAUCUUUUGAUGGAUGUGAGGAACAUAGUCUUGCCCCUCUUCAAAUGUCAGGUUCAGAUACACUACGGCAAAUUGAGGAGUAUCUCAAAAAGGCUCAUGAUGAGGGUACAAGUGAGGCAGGCCCACAACAAUGGAAGAAAAAAAAGUAUAUUUUGGAAUUUACCUUAUUGGGAGCAUAA